Molecule: messenger RNA, 991 nt
Organism: Leptopilina boulardi
Lineage: Eukaryota; Metazoa; Arthropoda; Insecta; Hymenoptera; Figitidae
Exons: 2
Coding region: 226-876 (216 amino acids)
Source: RefSeq, a predicted model, not a curated record
AGUAUCCCAGCAGAAUUUAAUAGGAAAGCUCGUUCCCUUCUAGAAUUCGUUCAUUGGAAGGCCACCGAAUUCAGAACUUUUCUUUUGUAUACAGGCCCCAUUGCUCUAGAAAAUAUUGUAAAUCAAGAAAUUUAUGAAAAUUUUUUAUUGCUGCAUAAUGCUACAUCAAUUCUCGUGAGUAAAACUCUUGUUAAAGUGCCAGAGAAUAUAAAUAAAUCUCAGGAAAUGUUGAAAAAGUUUGUUCUAGGCUUUCAACGCAUUUACGGUAAACAGUUUGUUUCGCACAAUGUGCAUAAUUUAUUGCACAUCUGUGAAGAUGUAGAAGAAUAUGGAGCUCUUGAUGAAUUCAGUGCUUUCAAAUUUGAAAACGAGAUGUCCUCCAAAAAGAGAAUGAUUAGGAAAGGUCACAAGCCUCUGGAACAAAUUGCUCGUCGAUAUUCCGAACGCCAAAGUAUUAAGAAGUUAAAAAAUGAAACCCCAUACUCUUUCUUUAAAACACACAACAGCGGUCCAAUAACUAAGAAUUGCACAAACAUCAAAAAGCAAUAUAAAGCAUUAAAGCACGAGGACUUUACAAUUGACUGUAGCACGCCUAAGGACAGUUGCAUUCUUUUGCGAGAUGGUACUUUCGGAAAAGUAACAAACAUUGUAAUAUCCAAUACGAAUGAUAUCCUUUUAAUUGUCAAACCAUUCACAAAAACCAGCAGCGUCUACGAUACUCCAGAUUCAAGGGACAUCAAUAUACAUAUGGCAACAGAUUCACGAAGAUCAGAGUUCUCAACCCCUAUCACCAAUUUUCAUUCAAAAGUAUGGCGAAUACCAACGAAUGAGGACCUAAUUUUGCUUCCCUUAAGGCAUACACCGUUAUUAAAGUAAACAAAAAACGUUCAAACGUUUAGCAGGUUUCGGAACUACAAAUUCCAUCUGUGGACUCUUCAAGGAAGACAAGACUUGACAAUAAAUAAGUUGUACAAACAUUGUAAAUUUUAUU